AUGUCACAAAUGACGAAUGACAUCUACUGGAAGAGCUAUUUGGGUGCCUCGAUUAUGCUGUUGCGCCCAUACCAAGACUUGUUCUACUUCGAAUCACCACUGCGGCAGUGGCUUGCUCGUUUGGAAAAAGACUUUGAAGGAUUCGAUGGUUCUUCAGGCGUCCCAGAAGUCUCUGUGGUCAGUGGCGAAAAUGACAACAACACUAAUGAGAGAGGCCCUCCCAUAUACGAGAGCUCAGUGGACUCCUUGUCGCCGCCAGCACCUAUUGUUGCCGAACAGAAUACGGUUGUAGAAGCGGAACAUCUUGGGCAGAACAAAAUCGACCAUGAGAGUGUUCCGACUGACAACAACGGUGCGACUUCCGACAAAGCACAAGUGGACAUCGAGAGCAGCGAAGAUGACUCCGAUAGCGAGAAUAAUGACAUUGCUGUUCGCGAAAAAACGUUGGUGAAUUCGAUUACAGCUUUGAUUCAUCUCCGCAGCCUCAUGGAAUUCAUCGAUAAUGAAAUCAAGCCCAGGAAAGAGGAUGUGGAGAGUCCGAAGUGCAGUCACAUAAACUUUCAUGACUUAUGGCACCUAUUCAAGCCCGGCACGGAAGUCAUAGAGCAAGGCGGAAAGCAAGCCUUCGUCGUCCUCCGGGUUGAGGUUCCCGUUCACAAGAUCGAAGAGCCUUGGGGACGGUGGAGUAAGCGAUUGGACGACGACGUAGAAGAACAGGACACUAAGGAUCGAUCUCAUUUUACUCUCCAUUGCGCAUCUAUCGACUUUGAUGGAAAGAACUUUGGUCCUGUCCCAAAAGCUUUCAUCAUUCCUCCCUUCGGCGAUCUGAAGCCCGUCAUGUCCCUUCCAAUCUAUCCCGUUCGAUUCAAAGGGCCGGAGAUACGGCGAAGCCUCGUUCGAAGGGGCCGACUUCUGUUAGAAGUAGCGGACUUUAAGGCUAUGUACUACGCAGGGGCCACUCUCGACAAAGGGGACGAAAUCGACAGUCAAGUUGUCAUUGAUUUUAGCGAGGCGUUGGCAGACGAGGGGAGGUCAGCAGCAUGGAAACCUACUAUUAACCCUGUCAACACUGCCCCAGAAGAACGAAGACAUGCUUACUGCAACGCAAGUUGCUGCCGUUACCACGGAACAUGGGACGGAUACUCCACUGACUUGAAGAUGACCACGGACUAUAUCGGAUCCCUAGUGCCAGACGCUAGAGCUAGGUCCCUCAUUCUGUCACCGAGAUCUCUAGAGGAAAUACUUAGCUCCAUUGAUGAGCUUACAGAGACAGAGCUUCUCAUCAUGAGUUACAGGGUUUUCGGAUUUGUUCUCCGGAGUCGCAAAUGGGCCCAGCUUGACCUGGCUCUGCUACGAUAUGAGAACUCUGGUGCGAGGGAUCUCACUAUCGAUGCCUUCGAGCGACUCGAGUUGCCAGAAGGCCAUCGAGAGCUGGUCCAAUCUCUUGUUACGCAGCACUUUCGCAACAGACAGUCUUCGUUCACAAGGGACGCACAGACAGACCUGAUUCAAGGAAAGGAAGGAAUUGCCGAGCUUUUUCGAAAGCCUCUGUUCCAGAUUACUUGUGGGGAUUUAGGUACUACCGCCAAAGAAGUGGAGGAAGAUCUUGAGAGAAGCUUUGCACUGGCAAGUAGAUGGGGUUGCAUUCUACUCCUCGAUGAAGCAGACGUAUUCCUCGCUGCUCGUUCUAAGAAUGACUUCGCACGUAACGGAUUGGUGGCGGUUUUCCUUCGAGUGCUCGAGUAUUACACAGGCAUUCUGUUCCUCACUACUAAUCGUAUUGGUGACCUCGACGAAGCCUUUGCCUCAAGGAUACAGAUGAGUCUUCACUAUCCGGAACUUGAUGAGCUGAAGACUCUGAAAGUCUUUAGACUCCAUCUCGAUCUCAUUAAUAAAAGGUUCAAAGAUCAGGGUCGAACGAUAACGUACGAUAUCUCGUCAAUCGAGGACUUCGCCAUUCAGCAUUUUGCCGAUCAACCAUACAACCGAUGGAAUGGACGGCAAAUACGCAAUGCUUGUCACACAGCGUUAGCUCUGGCUGAGUUCGAUGCGCAAAAGAAUGGAUCAGAGAUCAACUUGGAGAUUGACAAGUCCGCCCCAGUGUCACUCCAACUCAAGUAUUUCAAGAUCGUUCAGAAAGCCUACCUCGACUUCGGCGAGUACUUGGCCGACAUUCAGGGCACAGAAGGUGACGACAGGGCAUUCCAGCAACGACUCCGUGCAAGGAAGAAUACGCCUUUUGAGAAGCAAAGCUUGUUCGACUCACGACCGUCACACCCGGCUCCAGGACAACGCCAGCGACCAGCCCCCGCCAACAGUAGACCGUCGGAUAUGUCGCCCUCAUUCAACAGAAAGGCUGAAUCGUUCCACGAUGACCAGUAUCACCACCAGAGACAAAAUUCUACUGCGGCUAGCUCACACUUGCAAGGUUACGGGAAUGCAGCUCCCUCCAGCACAACUCCAAGAGUACAGCCAGAUGCUACAGACUUCACUCAUCCAGGCUACACGUACAGAGAUGGAGCUCAAGGCAGCCCAAGUAGAGUCCCUUACCCCGGAGGCAACACGCCCCAGACGUGA
Molecule: messenger RNA, 2577 nt
Organism: Colletotrichum aenigma
Lineage: Eukaryota; Fungi; Ascomycota; Sordariomycetes; Glomerellales; Glomerellaceae
Exons: 5
Coding region: 1-2577 (858 amino acids)
Molecular function (GO): ATP hydrolysis activity; ATP binding
Source: RefSeq, a predicted model, not a curated record